ACCCACCGCCCUGUAACACAGCUCCUGCUGCUCUUGCAUAUAUAGAUAGGUAUGGCCCUACACCUGGCCGUACACACCAGAGCCUGGACACAGAGCAAUCCUACACUUUCUUCCUCCCUGGCUGCCCUCCACCUGCUCCCACCAUGAAGAGGGAAAUACUAACCCUGGCCUUUGCUCGAGCCGUCUUUGUAGAGUUCCUCUCCACGCUCAUCUUCGUCUUCAUUGGGCUGGGCUCAGCACUGAAGUGGCCGUCGGCCCUGCCCAGCAUCCUGCAGAUCGCGCUGGCCUUCGGGCUGGCCAUCGGCACCUUGGUGCAGGCCUUCGGCCACAUCAGCGGCGCCCACAUCAACCCAGCUGUGACCAUCGCCUUCUUCGUGGGCAAUCAGAUCUCCCUGCUCCGCACGCUGCUCUACAUCCUGGCCCAGCUGCUCGGGGCCAUCGCCGGCGCUGGGAUCCUCUACGGCGUCACCCCCGCCAACACCCGCGGCAACCUGGCCAUCAACGCACUCAACAGCAACAUAACUCCAGGCCAGGCCCUCGUGGUGGAGAUCAUCCUCACCUUCCAGCUGGCCGCCUGCAUCUUUGCGUCCACGGACAACCGGCGCAGCGGCGUUGGCUCCCCCGCACUGUCCAUUGGCCUCUCCGUCACCCUGGGCCACCUGGUGGGGAUUUACUUCACCGGCUGCUCCAUGAACCCUGCGCGCUCCUUUGGGCCUGCGGUCGUCACCAGGAGGUUCAGCCCCGCGCACUGGGUGUUCUGGGUCGGGCCCAUCCUUGGGGCUUGCUUGGCCUCCCUGCUCUACUUCUACAUCCUGGUCCCCUACUGCAUGAACAUGUCUGACAGGGUGGCCAUCAUCAAGGGCACCUACGAGUCCGAGGAGGAGUGGGAAGAGCAGCGGGAGGAGAGGAAGAAGUCCAUGGAGCUGACCCCGCCAUAAGAGCAGCUGGAAAAGCCAAGCCAAGGGAGGGGAGGAAGCCCCACACGUGGGCUUAUGUGUGCCCCAAAGCCAGGCAAUGACCACACCCAGCUGCAGCUGCAGACUCUUAAUCCAAAGCCUUCCCAACCAGGCCCCUGUGGGAUGCAGGAAGGCUGAGGGCUCUGUGUGUGUGUAAAGAACCCCUGCAUGAGCUCUAGAACCUCUCCAGAUUCCCCGCAGCCGCAAAGCCCCUCAGCCAGGCCCCUGGCACCCUCGGCUCCAUCCCUGCCCUCCCAGUGCAGCUCUGCACCACGGCAGGGCCCCAGACCCCGCACUGGGGCACCUGCAGGACCUCACCUGGCCCAGGUAUGGGGGCCCCUGGGGGAAGGGGAAAAACCGCUUAGGGCAGGGGGUGCAGCUGCCCCCCAGCCCAGGGGCUGCUCAUAGAUGCUCUUUCACCUUUCCUGGUGCUGGGAGUCCUUUUUAUUCCCAAAGAACGAGACUUCGGAUUCUGU
Poecile atricapillus (Black-capped chickadee) is the source of this 1432-nucleotide messenger RNA. It is a transcript of the gene AQP5, whose product is annotated as aquaporin 5. Lineage: Eukaryota; Metazoa; Chordata; Aves; Passeriformes; Paridae. Gene Ontology annotation, molecular function: water channel activity. The transcript has 4 exons. The record is from RefSeq and is a predicted model, not a curated record. Gene Ontology annotation, biological process: transmembrane transport. The coding region runs from base 144 to 938 and encodes 264 amino acids. Gene Ontology annotation, cellular component: apical plasma membrane; plasma membrane.